Ilyonectria robusta is the source of this 963-nucleotide messenger RNA. RefSeq lists its product as uncharacterized. The transcript has 4 exons. The record is from RefSeq and is a predicted model, not a curated record. The coding region runs from base 1 to 963 and encodes 320 amino acids. Lineage: Eukaryota; Fungi; Ascomycota; Sordariomycetes; Hypocreales; Nectriaceae.
AUGCCGAUUCCCUUCUCAUGGAUAGGCGGCGUUGAUGCCUCGCCUGGUCGCGAGAUGACCACUGGUGAUCGAGAGUGGUGGGAGUCUCACGGCCCUUGGUUGGAGAAGAACAAGAAGGCCAUGAAACUCAAGGACGCUGACUGGAAGUUGAGAGACGAGGUAAUGGCCAAGGAGGUGCCUCGCAAAGAAGACGAGGGCUACGAAGUCUUCGACUUCAUCUGCAUGCGGAAGCCUCGGGGCCCGUGGGAGGAUCCAGAGCCAGAACCACCAGCGGGCAUGAACCCCGUUGGCAAGCUUGCUUCCCGCUUCCCUGAUCACAAAUGGGUUGUUUCCCUGCUCGGCCAGGAUCGAUCCCAAUGGUGGAUGCUCGAGGGCAUGAAGCGUGAUCCGGAUGAGUUUGGCAUGCACAUCUACAAACACUAUGGCAACUACGGGAAGUUUGAGGUCAUGGAGAACAUUUUCCUUCACUUCAGCACGGUGAAUAAACCCUCGGUAACCUACCGCGAGCUCUGGCCUGAGGUGGUAGGUAUUACACUGACUAUUCGCAGUGAUGUGUCCGACUUCGUCAAGCACGACCUAUUGAACGGCACUUCGCCAAUCCCUAACAUCGGCCUCAUGGUUGCGAUAUUCGUCGAAUGGGGCUGGCAGCUAGCCAACGACUUCAGCAUAUUCACGAAGAGCGCCUCCUGGAUCCAUGUCGUCGUUCCGAUGGUGGAGGAAGCCGGGAUCACAAUGAAUGGGCCAGACGAUUUUGAAAAACUCCUUGAAAAAGUCAAGAGCAACGCCGGUGAUCUGGGAAAUGCCGAGGCGAAAAUGUGGAAGACCCCGUGGAGUACCAAAGCCGCGUCGUUCAACCGUAAGCAUGCUUCAUCGAGCUCUCGCACCGCCAAGGCGCUCGGAGGGACACACUACGACAUCACCUUGUUCAGUGCUGCAGAGCGGAAAAAGCACUCCCUCAGGUAA